This is a messenger RNA of Hemiscyllium ocellatum (epaulette shark), 1883 nucleotides long. RefSeq lists its product as uncharacterized. The transcript has 8 exons. The record is from RefSeq and is a predicted model, not a curated record. Lineage: Eukaryota; Metazoa; Chordata; Chondrichthyes; Orectolobiformes; Hemiscylliidae. Bases 139 to 1062 code for a protein of 307 amino acids.
AUGUUUGACACAAGUUUGCAAAUACCAAACACCAACUCAAAAAAUGAUGUGCAAAUGUUUCCAGUGUUAUUUCUAAUCAAAACUAGUGACACACAUUAUAAAGUCAGAUUCUUAUCUGAGUAAGUUGAACUGGGCGUGAUGUACAAAAAGUAUUUUUGGAUCAUUAGCUUCUUCUCCUGUCUUACAGCAGCUGAAACAGGGUUGUGCAAUCCCAUUCAGAGGCGAGCUGGAGAUAGUGUUACCCUGCCAUGCAAAUACACCUCAAGAUCAUACCAGAAUGGCUUCUUGGACAUUGAGUGGGCACUCAGAAGCACAAACAUGAAUGAGUCAGAUAAGUUGAUCUUAACACUCUCAGGUGGAAGGGUUUACGUGACUGAUGGUUGGCAGCAGAGAAUCACCUUUCUUUCCAGCAAUGGCACCAAGGGAGAUGCUUCACUGCAUUUUAUGGCAUUGGCUGUGAAUGACAGUGGAAUCUACAACUGUAAAGUGAAGGCGAAAGGUCAGAUCUAUCAAACAGCUUGUAAUUUGACUGUACAAGAUAAUCAGAAUGCUACAGAAGUCACAUCUGUCCCUUCAACAAACCAGGAAACUCAACAUGAGCUAUGGACUGUGCAACAGAACAACACAAAUACAGGCGAAAAUUCAACUUCACCAACAAAAGGUGACACAAAUACAUCCUUCCACAUAAUAUAUGUUGGAAUUGGGUUUGGCAUUUCUGGAUUCAUCAUUAUGCUCAUCGUAAUAAUUACAUGUUUAAAACACAAACCAAGUGCUGCAUGUCUACACAGAUCUAGGGCAGUGAUGAAUACUGCACAACAAUCAGAAGAAUUCUCAUUUCAGGGAAACCUGCAGAACAGCACUGUCCGGGUAUCUGUUGAAGAUAUUGUUUACUCCAUUGUACAGCAAACCAGAAAAAACAAUUCAACGUCUACAGCACAUGCUCAAGAUCAGGAUAUUGUACAUUCCAAAAUCCAGAUACUCAAUGAAGUACAGAACUGUAAUGAAAAUAUUAUCUAUGCUCCAGUACUGAAUAAGGAAACAGCAUCUCGGUUGACACAGUAAUGCAACAGAAUCCAGACGCUGUCUAUGCCAAAUUCAAAAAAUCCAAUGUGGCUUCAGUGUGACACAGCAAGGAAGCACAAUCCAGACUUCGUAACAACACGAUUGACUGUUGCAGAGCAAAAUAACCAAUUUCAACAAAAUGUCUCAUGAUAAAAUUCAUCCAUUUGCGAAAUGAGAAUGAUCUGCAGAUAAUUUAACUUGGUGACGUUUGUAAUUAGAGUCAUAAUUAUGAACUCACAGCCAAGUGUAGAUUUGCGAGGCAACAGAGGGAAAUGUGGGAUAGCUCUUUCAAACGACGUACACUGCCACAAUGGGCCGAAUGGCCUCCUUUUGUGUUAUAUCAUUCCAUGUUGACCAAAGCUGAUUUGCAGAAACAUUGCCCCACAGAAGGGCAGAGUGUGAGUUUUUCACAACAUGUUUUGCAAUCAUUGGGUGAGCCUGAAUAAAGUUUCCCAAUAUUUGAUUCUGCCCAUACAGUGCUCUGUCAGGAGCUGUCAUCAGCUGGAAAAUUGUUAUUCAGACAUUGUGGAUAGAUUUGUGCUUCAGUUGAAUGAGGUGCCACAUUAAAAAUACAAAUUUGCAAAAUUUACUCAACUGAAUGCAAGUUUGAAUGAACACAUAAUGCCUCAAACUACAUUAAUCGAACUAUGGCACCUCGAUGAAUCGUUGCAGUGGGAUUGACUUGAGUGUAUUAGCCUUUAUCAUAUACUGUAUACAUAUAAGAAUUUCUUACCAUUUUCAGUCAAUAACGCGUGCAAAAUAAACUUAAUGGAUUGAAAGUUUCUCCAAGAAAAUACUGUCAAAAAGUCCAUAAAAAUUAA